CCCUCGUUUGAUAGAUCGUGGCAGCUUUAUGAUGUUUCUUGUGAGGCAGAUUAGUGCAGGCAUGUGACUGGAGGAGGGACAGAGUAACUAUUGUAAUACUGCAGUAUCACCAAAGCAGCUGACCAUUUAGUUUCAUUAGGAGACCUACAGUUAGGUUGAAUUGAAUAAGAGGCUACUACUGAAGUCUACAGAGUGUUUCUCACCCUCACCGCAAGACUUCUGUCCUGAAGAUGGAUGAGGCCGCCCUUUCGGUGGUCAAUGAGAUCGAGAAUGAAAUGAUGUUAUAUGUGCUUUCUGAUCACUGCUAUCAGUGUUUGCCCCAGCCGUUGGGAAUAUUACCUGCAAGGCCAGUUUCUGGGACCCCCACUACAGUAGGGUUUGUUGUAAGCACACAACACGCUUUGACACUGCAGGUCAACAGCACCUCUGCAAACCUGGAGCAAUGCAAUGUUCACUUCCACUUUGGGGAGCAGGGGAACUAUUCUCUUUGGGUGAAGAACUUGAAUGAGGCGUCGCAGGUCAGCUGCACUAUGAUUACUGAUUCAGAGCCCAUCAACAGCUACUUGCCCAUUUUGUUCGCUUUUCUGGUAUUUGCUUUUCUGGCUGUAUUAUCUGCUAUCUGGAACACAGUUAAAAGGCUGGAUGUGGUGACAAAUCUACUUAUUCGUUUGGGAAGCACAGUGGAGACCGAGAGGCUGAUAAACUCGGAGCUUGGCACUCCAAACAGAUUGGUAAAUGCCUCUACGGAAUCGAUAAUUCCUGCCACUACAGGAAGGAGGCUUCGUUCUUUGGAUACUUUCCGUGGCCUUGCUCUGGUCAUUAUGGUGUUUGUCAACUACGGAGGUGGACGUUACUGGUUCUUCAGGCACGAAAGUUGGAAUGGGCUCACAGUGGCUGAUCUCGUGUUUCCUUGGUUUGUGUUCAUUAUGGGUACUUCUAUUUGUUUGUCCCUGAGUGGUUCAAUUCGCAGAGGUGUCAAACGCACUCAUCUUCUGUGGAGGAUUGUCUGGAGGAGCUUACAACUCUUUCUUAUUGGAGUCAUCAUCAUCAAUCCUAACUACUGCCAAGGACCCUUAUCUUGGGACUCUUUGCGGAUUCCUGGCGUAUUACAGCGUCUGGGCUUCACAUAUCUUGUUGUCGCUGUCUUGGAUCUUGUGGUGGCCAAGGACAGACUAACCAAUCUGUCAAGUGAGACAUUUUGGUACUCGGUGCAUGAUGUCUGCCUCUACUGGCCCGCAUGGCUGUGCGUGAUUGUCUUAGAGACGAUAUGGUUAUGCUUGACAUUCCUCCUCCCAGUGCCAGACUGCCCAACGGGUUAUUUGGGUCCAGGGGGCAUUGGUGAUUUUGGCCUGUACCAAAACUGCACUGGUGGAGCUGCAGGUUACAUUGAUCGCUGGUUGCUCAGAGAUAACCAUAUUUACCAGACACCUUCAUCACGGGUUGUAUAUCAGUCUAUGAUGCCCUUUGACCCUGAGGGUGUUUUGGGAAGCAUCAACUCCAUAUUGAUGGCUUUUCUGGGUCUUCAGGCAGGGAAAAUUCUGCUGCAUUACAGGGACCAACACAGGCAAAUAAUCACACGGUUUCUCAUUUGGGGAUUCAUACUGGGGAUCAUCUCAGCUGUAUUGACCAAGUGCUCCAGAAAUGAAGGCUUCAUCCCUGUCAACAAAAACUUGUGGUCUUUUUCGUACGUGACGACUCUCAGCUGUUUUGCUUUUGUGACUCUGGGGGUUUUUUACUACACGGUGGAUGUAAAGAAGUGGUGGUCUGGAGCUCCUUUCUUCUACCCCGGUAUGAAUUCCAUCUUGGUGUAUGUGGGACAUGAAGUGUUCGAAGAAUACUUCCCUUUUCGCUGGAAGAUGGCCAAUAGCCAAUCACACGCAGAGCACCUGGCACAGAACCUCCUGGCCACCUCUAUAUGGGUGUUCAUAGCCUACCUGCUCUACAGGAAGAAGAUCUUCUGGAAGAUUUAAAGGCAGAUCUGUAUCCUGCAGAUUUUAGGACCUGCUCUUCAUUGUGAAAGAGAUUUUUUUUUUUUUUGGAUAUUUUUAGAUGUAGAAAAUCAGCAGAUCUCUGAACAUCUGUGGGGAGACAACUCGCAUGUGAUCCAGGAAUAGAACUUGGCUAUUAUUUGAGAAGAGCAGAAGGAAGAGAAAAGGAGAUCACAUGGCAGUGCGAAGAUACCUCUUUUUGGACUCAACCAAGCCUUCAAAACGAAU
Molecule: messenger RNA, 2216 nt
Organism: Pimephales promelas (fathead minnow)
Lineage: Eukaryota; Metazoa; Chordata; Actinopteri; Cypriniformes; Leuciscidae
Gene: hgsnat
Product: heparan-alpha-glucosaminide N-acetyltransferase
Source: RefSeq, a predicted model, not a curated record